AUGAAUUUACCCCGGAGGAUUUCAGAUACCAACGUUCCACAGGAAACGCAUGGGGGCUGCACCGGCGAACACAUCACUGGUUACAGCAUGUUGAUCUAUCAAGCAUCUAGAGUGAAGGUAGCGAUUCCGCACUCUGGGAUGGACCCAGGGUGGCACAAAAACCUUCUCUCCACGGGUACUCCGAGAUUCAAGAUCUGGCCAUUCAUACCUGGAUGUAUGGAUCCUGGGCUCUGGAGGUAA
Morchella importuna is the source of this 240-nucleotide messenger RNA. RefSeq lists its product as uncharacterized. The transcript is spliced from 4 exons. The coding region runs from base 1 to 240 and encodes 79 amino acids. NCBI's taxonomy places the organism in Eukaryota, Fungi, Ascomycota, Pezizomycetes, Pezizales, Morchellaceae. The record is from RefSeq and is a predicted model, not a curated record.